Molecule: messenger RNA, 6759 nt
Organism: Hippocampus comes (tiger tail seahorse)
Lineage: Eukaryota; Metazoa; Chordata; Actinopteri; Syngnathiformes; Syngnathidae
Gene: dtx1
Product: deltex 1, E3 ubiquitin ligase
Exons: 10
Coding region: 737-2632 (631 amino acids)
Biological process (GO): protein ubiquitination; Notch signaling pathway
Molecular function (GO): zinc ion binding
Source: RefSeq, a predicted model, not a curated record
UGACCAAAUUUUCAACCACUCAACGUACAGGUGCGCUCGAGCAGCUCGUUGUAAUUGUUUGAGGCUGGGAAAAUGUGAUGUCAGCCGGACUUUUGCGCGUGGACGGUGACUUCUCGCGUCCCCGCGGCUGACUUAGUGGCACAUCGAGGCACUCGAGGACUGCGGGGCAGCAAACUGGCAAAGCAAACAAGCGACACGAAAGGAGCGACGACUCCUUUUUUUCUGCGUUAAUGUUGGACGGCUGUUGCGGUGAGCGGUUGUAGAAGACCGUUUUGACAUUUUUCACAUCAACAAAUGUAUUAUGAAGCAUCGCGUUGCUUGGAAUAUUUUCGUACUCUUAGCCCCCCGCCCCCGUUUUAUCCUUGUGAUUUUUUUUUAAAGCGGGGCCAGUGAAACGUAGCUGCUGCUUGACAGCUGUGAGGCACCACAUCUGCAACCUACAGCAAGUCACCCCUCCCCAUCUGCCUGCUCCUGAAGAGCAACUGCUGCAGCUCCUCAUUAACAUCUGCCACGUCGGACCCUGGAGGCUGCUGUUCUGUUGAUCAAGGAGCCCGCAACAAGCCAUAGGCAGCCUGCUCCGGAAAGCAGCAGAGGAUCAUGGACCUUGCAAGGCUGCUUGCUUGAAAGCAGACCACUGAAGUCGCUGAGCUAAGCUGGUUCCAGUGUGGCACUGAUGGCAAUGUUCCGGAGUGAAAUUUGACUGACAGGUGGUUCUCUGUCUAACCUGCCAGGGACAAUGGCUCGCCCUGGUGCAGGCUUACUGCUUCCCACAAAUGGGCUAGGCUACCCUCCCCAGAAUCUGGCCAGAGUGGUGGUCUGGGAGUGGAUGAACGAACAUGGGCGCUGGAGGCCCUAUAGUGCAGCGGUGUGCCACCAUAUUGAGAACAUCCUGAAGGGUGAUGCCCGAGGAACCGCAGUUCUGGGACAGGUAGAUGGCCAGCUAUCUCCAUACAUCAUCGACCUGCAAUCAAUGCAUCAGUUUCGACAGGACACGGGCACCAUGAGACCAGUGCAGAGGAACUUCUACGAACCGUCUUCUGCUCCGGGCAAAGGCGUGGUGUGGGAGUGGGAGAACGACAAUGGCUCAUGGACGCCAUAUGACAUGGAGAUAUGUGUGACCAUCCAGAAUGCCUACGAGAAGCAGCACCCGUGGCUGGAUCUGACCUCUGUAGGCUUCUGUUACCUCAUCGACUUCAACAGCAUGUCACAAACCAAUAAGCAGAGCCAACGCAAACGGCGCCUUCGGAGACGGAUGGAUCUUGCUUACCCACUCAUCAUGGGUUCCAUCCCCAAGUCGCAGUCUUGGCCUGUGGGCGCCAGCUCCGGUCAGCCCUGCUCCUGCCAGCAAUGUAUCCUGGUCAACAGUACGAGAGCCGCAUCGAAUGCAAUCCUUGCCUCUCAGCGACGGAAGCUCCACGGAGGGGCAGCAGGCAAUACGGGUGCCACAGGGACCCUGACGGCUGUACGGCAGAGCAACACAUUUGCUGGAACCUCUCUUUGGUCUCCAACUUCGUCUGGCACCAAUAAUGUCAGUAUAGGAGGCGGGCAAGCCAAAGGUGAGCAGGUGCAGGUGCCAUUGUCCCCAGCCAACUUUCCUGUGAUGCCAUCCCACGGUCACAACACACUUGCAAUCAACGGACAGAACAACCUGAACCGACCAGGCACUCAGCGCAUCUCUAUGGCCAGUCCUAGAGGAACCAUUCCACCAGGAGUUCCUGCUCUCCCAGUCAAAAACUUGACUGGGUCUGGACCAGUGCAUCCAGCGCUUGCAGGUAUGACUGGUAUCCUGAUGUGCGCUGUAGGUCUCCCUGUUUGCCUGACCCGAGCACCCAAGCCCAUUUUGCACCCACCGCACAUCAGUAAGAGCGAUAUGAAGCCUGUGCCGGGAGUUAACGGGAUGCGGCGCAAGACCAAGAAAAAGCACCUGAGGAAAGGCAAAACCCCAGAGGAUGUUGUCAGAAGAUACACCGACAAAAUUAAAGUGGCACCAGAUGAGGACUGUACCAUCUGCAUGGAGAGGCUGACCAUGGCAUCAGGCUAUGAAGGCGUCCUGCAGCACAAAGGCAUCAAGCCAGAGUUGGCGGGCAAACUUGGCAAGUGCGGGCAUAUGUACCAUCUGCUGUGCCUGGUGGCCAUGUACAACAAUGGCAAUAAGGAUGGAAGUCUUCAGUGCCCAACAUGCAAAACCAUCUACGGGGAGAAAACAGGCACUCAGCCUCCUGGGAAGAUGGAAUACCACAUCAUCCCCCACUGCCUGCCCGGCUACCCGGACUACAAGACCAUUCGCAUCGUCUACGACAUUCCUGCCGGUGUCCAGACAAAUGAGCACCCCAACCCUGGCAAGAAGUUCAGCGCAAGGGGUUUCCCUCGGCAGUGUUACCUGCCAGACAACGAGAAGGGCAGGAAGGUCCUCAAGCUGCUGAUCACAGCCUGGGACCGACGCCUCAUCUUCACCAUCGGCACUUCCAGUACCACAGGCGAGUCUGACACGGUGGUGUGGAACGAAAUCCACCACAAGACCGAAUUUGGCUCCAACCUGACAGGGCACGGCUACCCUGACCCAAACUACUUGGACAACGUCCUGACGGAGCUGUCGGCCCAGGGAGUGGGCGAGGACAACGUGAAGGACUGAGAGACUCCCGAGCUGGACGACGGAAACACGACACAUCAUCUGCUGCGAUUAAAACGCUGUGGUGGCAAGGCAAGCGCGACAGAAACAAAACGAUUGUUGUGAUCUUUUUGCUUUCAUUUUGAUUACAUUUUACAUUAUGCCCGCAGCAUGUAUGCGUCCUCAGAGACUUGCGGCACAUGCGCCAUGUCUGUGUUGCCGCCAGCAAAUGUGUCACUGACCUCUUUUCGUGUCAAAGUGAAGCAUCUGCACUUGUAGCGCAACAAGAAGGCGUGAUUGCGUGGCCCCACCAACGCCGCAUAACGAAUGUCGAGGAAAUUGCUGCAAUAAGAUGAGGUGCCAAUGAAGCUUAUCUCACUUGAUAAGACAAAUUGUAAAGAAAGACAUGCAUAUGAUUUUUCUUCAGGAUUGGCUUCCCCCUUGUUUACUGAAGAAAUUGAAAUAUUUUAACACAUAGUGCGACUUUUCUGUGAGUUCAGAAAACGUGUGCCCCCAUCGCUGAAGCAAGGGCUAAAGAAAGUGCGUUUUAUAGUACAGUACAUGAAAUAGAUUCCACUGACCCAGAAGCUAUGAGGUAUUUUCCAAUGGGCAUUUGUUACAUUGCUAACCUUAUGGGCUGCCUUUGAAAGGGGCUGUGAAAGAUCCUAGCAGACAUUUGGAGGCUUGCUAUGAGAUGUUGGAGCGUACCAUUGCGACAUUCCAAGGUUAAACUCAUUUGUUUUGUUGACACUCUGGGAAAGCUGACCUCUGUGAACAUGAAGCCCCAUGUUGGUAUGCUCUCAAUUGGAGGAAAAUGUGGCCUUGGGUCUAUCCAUCAUUCUGCCAUACACGAGGGGGAGCGUGUGACUGCAUGCAGUGAGAUCCUAAAGGUGUCGGCAUUUUCCCUAGGAGAUCCAUCUUGCGAUAUCUCAUCUCUCCUGAGAGGUUUUUUUUUUUUUGUUUUGUUUUAAUACUCGAACACGGUGCAGUAAGCACUGCUUUCCUUCUGCAGGGUGGAGCGGUGAGGCAAGUUCUCUUCUUGAUUCAUGUUCUCUUCAUGAGCAGCGGACAUCCUUCAAGGAAACAUGCAAAUGUUGCUUUAUCGCAGCGGAAGAUGCAUCGGAAGUAUUUUGAUUUCUUCUGUGUAUGUGUUCCGCUUUCCGUCAAAAGAUGUUGUGCCCAAGAGCUAAAGAUGGUUUUAAGAUCCCUGCUGGGGAUCUUCAUGGUUUGGGUUUUUGUUUUUUAUACUUGCAGAUGAAAGCGAGGUCAGCGCUGACUUUCCACAAGAGCAUCUGAUCAACUUUAAUGAGGUGGGGUGUUGAUGUAAACUUGUUGUGGGGCUCAUUUUGGAGCAAAUCAGUCUUCCACAGCAAUUGGAAGCAGCAGCUUUGCUUCCAAGUUGUUAUUUCUUUUUUUUAUAGUCUUAAAUGACAUUUUAAACCUUUUUUUUUUUCCCUAAAGUCAUCUUACAGUGCUUUGGAGGAAAAAUGAUUUAGAGAGGUGAUCUGCCCGACUAUUCGAGCUUAGUUUGAUUGUAUGGUCAGUUUAUUUUUAUACCUUAAAACAUUCACUUACCCAUGAACUUAGCGAUACAAAAGCAGAUGUCGACAAGAUACAUAAAAGCUGGCAAUGUUGUCAGUUUUUCAGGGACUGUUUACUUAUGUAUGACAUGUUAAUGGGCGUCGAAUAUAAUAAGUAGUGUUCGUGUAUGCUACUGUCCGUACCUUCAUGUAGAAUGUGUGUAAGUGACUUGAGUAAAUAUAGUCAGUGUAUCUCUGUCAUUAGUCGGGGAGCCUAAACAGCAUGAGCGUUGUCAUCCUCCCUUAGGAUCCUUUCUAGAUAGGAAGUCAACUUUUUAGUUCACCUUCAGUCAAAAGCAAGGAAUCAACUGGGUGAAAAUUGGCUACAGAUAUCGUCACUGUUCGAUUAAUAAACAGGAGCCACAGAUUGGCGGGGGUUGGUUUUUUUUUUUUUUUUUUUUUUUUUAAGGCCCUGAAAACUUUUUUUUUGUCCUCACAAUGUAAUGUUAGCUUGCUUUGUAUUGUGAGACGUAUGCAAAUGGGGGAUGUGUCACUUUGCUGCUGGAGCAGCAGGCCUGCGGCUGCUUCUGGUCCCUCCUAAAUCAAUACAGCCUGUUGUCAUGUUUUCCGGUUUUCAACCACAUCCAGCCAGGCGAAACAUAUAUGUGAGCAGCAUGUCUGUUACUAUUGUGUUGACUAACGCGGCAUUAGAAGAGCUGGAGGUCAUCUUGAAGGGCAGCAAGCCCAGAGUGCGUUCUGAUGUGUGCAAGUGUUGUUGUUGUUGUUGUUUGUCUUUUAAGCAAAAACGGCAGUUUUCUCUGGGGGUGAUGCACCAGCGGGAAAACCUGUAUGCCUAUUUGCUGCAGUUCAGAUUUAUUUAAUAAUAGUUGUAUAAGACCAUGGAGAGUAUGUCCACCGCUUUCAUAGAGCUUUAUUGCUUUUGCGCUCUUCGUGAAGCAGAUUCUCAACUAAUAUCAAACGUUCAGGGAUUAUUAUUUCAUGUCUAAGGGAGAACCAGAUUCAUUUUAAAUUAUGGUCUACAACCAACAUCUUACGAGUUGAACGCAUCUUUCGAAGUGAGUUGUUUUUUUUUUUCCCCUCUAGUUUCCGUGAUGGAUCUUCUUUGACUCUUGGUGUACUGAUUCACUCUGGAUGACACAGCUCUUGUCUUUUUAUGCAAAAAUGCGUCUGUCCAAACGUUUUCUAGCUGAAAUGAUCAGCCUACUAGAAUUUUUAUCCUAGAAGAAUUCGUGUGUAAGCAAUCGCUGCAUGAACUAUUUUUUCCAUCAGUUCACCUAACCGAAAGAGGUUUUUUUGAAAGAUACUUUUUCAGGGGCUUUAAAAAUAGUUCUGUUUUAGUUUUUUCCUCUCCAUCCACUUGGAUAUUGACUGCAGUCAAUUUAAAGUGUGCAUGCAUGUUUUUGGAAUAUAACCUGUGACUGUGAGGAACACGUGCCAAUGUGCCGCAUAAAAAAGUUCAUUUUAUUCCAGUUUCAACUUAUUUAGGCUGUCUACUUUUCUCUCCCCCGUCACAAGGCAAAAUAAAUUGAGACCAAUCAUUGUUUGGACCUCCUUUCACUUUUGGAGGCCUUAGCAAGUCAGCACUAUCAGGGAAACGUCCACAUUGAGUGAAGUCUAUUGAAGAAGAGAAAUCCAAAUGUUUGCGCCUUGAACAUUUUGUCGCCCUUUAGACUUUCAGGUGUGUACAGACUUUCGCGGAAAGUAAACAUGCAAUGCGGUUUGGUAUGCCUGAGCGACAGAGAGAGCUUGUUUAUGCAAUUUACUAUUUUCGAAAUGUAAAAUCUGAUUCAUUUGUAGCAAGGACAGUGAUAUUUUUGGGUUAGUAGUUGUUUUCCUUGUGGGGUGCCUCACUCUUGUCUAGAAUAAAAGCUGACAUAUAUGUAUUGGAAAGCAUAUAUUUUUGAUGUAUUUUCUGAUUAACGAUUGUCUUUGCGAUAACUACAUCAUUUGAUUCCAAGGGGGAAGUUAUGAUGUCUCAUUGGGCGCAAGAUGUAGUAUUUCCUACUGUAAUCAAAAGUCAUAAAUGUUCAAUGCUUAUAGUACACCUCUUUCAAAUAUACCUUAGACAUUUAGUGUGGCUAUACUGUCUGUUGGUAUCUCUUUGUCUCUUUAAGUGUGCGUCUUGCAAGGCAAAAAUCAUCGGGCCGCGUCAUCCUUUCAAAAGACAUUCAUGUUCUGCCCGAGAUGCAUAUGAGCUACUUUAGUGGCGAUGCGUAGGAAGUCAUCACAGGCUGCUCUUUAGAAAGGUCAACCAGAUGAUGUUGUCAUCUUAGCACGGCUCUGUAUCUUGUCGCAGAACAUUUUCAUUUUACACGAGUCAAGGAAACAUGGCGUUUGGCUGAUAUCAACUUUUGGGACAUGUGCAACAUGUUUCAUGUUUUAAUUGACAUUUUCAAUUCCUAAUUUUGUGGUUUGACAUGACUUGAGCAACACUUUUCUCGUUCAAACUUAAAGCUUAAAGAGACAUGGAGACUAUGAUCACUAUAAAGGGCUUUUUAAUCAAAUAAUCGGUCUUUAUUGAAUCGCGUUGACCUUGUUGCAUGUUUGUGUCUUUCUUGUGGACAAAAAUGAAAAAAUAAAGUGCCCUCAGUGGGGGUGAUUUUUGUUUCA